Messenger RNA from Drosophila gunungcola (fruit fly), 2480 nucleotides. Its product is annotated as zinc finger protein ZFP2. Gene Ontology annotation, cellular component: nucleus. Bases 107 to 1873 code for a protein of 588 amino acids. The record is from RefSeq and is a predicted model, not a curated record. Gene Ontology annotation, biological process: regulation of transcription by RNA polymerase II. Gene Ontology annotation, molecular function: zinc ion binding; DNA-binding transcription factor activity; RNA polymerase II cis-regulatory region sequence-specific DNA binding. Lineage: Eukaryota; Metazoa; Arthropoda; Insecta; Diptera; Drosophilidae. The transcript has 4 exons.
AUUUGACAACACUGGUUGCCAAUUAGCUGCAAGCAAACAACCACAAAAAAAUAAACUGGCGAAUUAAAACGCUUAAAUCAGUUUUAUUUUAAUAGCAGUCUAACCAAUGACAACCAUGUCGCUGGAUGACUCGAUGGAGCUGCUGGACAGCCCCUUGCCAAGUCGUCUCCAAACCCCAAUGGACGCCCUGUGCCGCGUUUGCCACAUUUCAUCGCCCCUCUGUUUGCCGCUUUUCAAGCCACUUGAUAAUUUGAUUUCCGGAAGACUAACAACUUUGGCCAACAUAUUGAAGUUCUGCACCGGCCUGGAGGUCUUGGAGACGGAGCUCUUCCUGCCCCACCACAUUUGCCCGAGAUGCGUGGAAAAAUUAUGGCUGGCGGUGGAUUUCAAGCGGAGGGUCCACCAGAUGGACAAACUUCUGAGACAAAGUCAUUUGGAGUUUUGCCGCAACCAAAGGAACAAUGAACCGAAAACCAAGGCUGGGAUGUCGCCUCAAAUCAAAGAGGACUUUAUCUUUGACCUAGAUGACCAGGAAAUGGCAGACGAUCCCCAGCAGGAGCUGAAAAAUCAAGAGGAACCUAGCCCAAACGAGGAGGAAAACCUGAACUUGGAGGCAGAUCAGGAGAUGGAGCUUAUUCUGCAGGAAGAGAGGCUGGAUCUGGAGUUGGAGGCCCAGGAGGCAAUCGCAGAGAUGGAGCAGCAUCACACCAUUGAAGUGCUGCGACUGGGAGGCAAAACCAAGAAAGUUCAGCCAGCUAAAAUUCCCAAUCCCUUGCUUAAGUGUGCGGUCGGUCGCAAGCAGCUUAGCAGCAACAGGACCCUCAAGUCCCAUUUAAGGCUCCAUUGCCCACAAAGCGUUGGAGAAACCCUCCAAAUACAGCCCCUUUUGCAGGGCAAAGCUGGUGAAGAUCUCUAUGAAAUUGUGGAUGUGCCGGAGCAAUCUGUAGUGAAGGCGUUAUCCACCAACAGAAGGCGAGCGAACUAUCCUAAUCCCGCGCUGCAGUGUCCGGUCUGUGGCAAGCAACUGAGCACCAAUCGGAAUUUCAAGAACCAUGUAAAACUCCAUGGUCCGUUCAACAAUGGCCAAGAAAACAGUCCACAAGAGUCCCAGUUGCAGGCCAAAGCUGGCGACGAUCUCUAUCAGAUUGUGGAGGAGCCAGAGGAGCAACCACUGGCGAUGCAAAAGCCUUUGGCCAGCAGGAGCCGGCAAGGGAAACCCCAUAAUCCCUUGCUGCAGUGUCAGAUUUGCGACAAGCAACUGAGCACCAACAACUCGUUCAAGUACCACAUGCAGCUGCAUGGCACGGCCACGCCGUACGCAUGCAAGAUAUGCGGCAAGUCCUUCAAGACGCGCAACGCCCACGACGGCCAUGUGACGCUGCACGAUGUGAACAAUCCGAACAGGUGCCCCACCUGCUCCAAGGUCUACCGGCAGGCCUCCUCGCUGCGUACCCAUCUGCUGAUCCACAGCGGCAUUAAGCCGUUCGAAUGCACCGUGUGUGGCAAGCGGCUGACCCAAAAGUCCGGCUACAAGAAGCACAUGCUCACCCACACGGGCGAGAAGCCGCAUGGCUGCGACAUCUGCGGCCGCAGUUUCCGGUACUCGAGCAACCUGAUUGCCCACAAGCGGUGCCACAGCCAGGAGAAGCCCCACCACUGCCAGGUGUGCCAGAAGCGCAGCUUCGGCAGUCGCUCCGAGCUGAACCGCCACAUGCUGGUCCACAGCAGCGAUCGGCCGUUCGGCUGCGACGAGUGCGGCAAGUCCUUCAAGCGGCAGGUCUCCCUCGGCAUCCACCUGCAGUCGCACAAGGAGGGCACGAAGCGGAAGAAGGACGAUCGGAACAUGCAUCCGGACAGUCACGAAGAGACCUGAUCCCAGACCUAGACUUUACCUUGUACAUCUCUUUAUAUGCAGAAUGGUUAAUUAGUUAAUAGUUACUUAAUUAUUUCUAUCUUAUUGAAACACAGGAUGAUAUUCGUUUGUUUUUCCCUUUCAAUGGGAAUUAAUUAUUUAAUUUCCUUUGGAUUAUUCCCUGCCCAUUUAAAAGUUUGUUUUACAGUCAAAUAACCAAUAAACGAAUUCCCCUUCCUUAUUUAAACUAUAAAUAUGUAAGUUUUUAGGUCAGAAUAUAUCUCUAUAUUUCUUCAUAAACAAAAUGGUUAUUAGGUCAUAGUUACUUUUUAAUUUGUUAAAAUUAUGUUUAAUAUUCGACACCAAAAAGCAGGUUUCCUAAUGAAAAACUGUAGGUGCUAAAUUCAUUCACUUUCAUGUUAUAAUUAAUUAUUUCAUUUCUUUUGGAUUAUUACCUGUCCAUUUAAAAGUCACAUUUAAAGUAAAAAAAAACCAAGAAGUAAACGAAAUACACUUGCUUCUCUAAAACUAAAUAGUUAAGUAUUUAAUUUUGUGUAUAUCUGUAUAUCUCUUCAUAUAGAAAAUAGUUAUUUAGUUUAUAUUUUUAAAAUGCGACACCAAAAAACAU